Messenger RNA from Dothidotthia symphoricarpi CBS 119687, 921 nucleotides. RefSeq lists its product as uncharacterized. The transcript is spliced from 2 exons. The coding region runs from base 1 to 921 and encodes 306 amino acids. The record is from RefSeq and is a predicted model, not a curated record. NCBI's taxonomy places the organism in Eukaryota, Fungi, Ascomycota, Dothideomycetes, Pleosporales, Dothidotthiaceae.
AUGCAGAACGAGGAGCUUGCUGAAACACUCAGAACAGGCAUCAACGUCAACCUCAAGAUCCAAAGGAACAAACUUCGGCAAACUCAAAGGCAGAUACGCGUAGCGACCUUGAAAUUCAAGUACCAAAUUGAGCAGCACGGGAAAUCCACCUGUCGCCCGUUUUGCGAAGCUAUGCAUGCAGCACUGCCAAGGGAGCUUCGCGAUAUGAUAUACGAAGGCUUCAUCGAGGAGCACAACGCUACAUUCUAUCACAGUGGGGAUGGAACAACUCUCUACGCGAAUGGACGGUCUGCGUUGCAACACUGCUUUGAUCCGGCGUACACUGGAUACGGUAUGCAUCAAGACAUGAUAGAGGGACUUGGUCGUAAGGAUUCGCGCUUCGACUUUCGCGGUCGCCAUAAGAUGGUCGGCGAGACCUUUUUUCAGUACACCCACCACUUCGGUUUCGACCUGACUUCUAUCAUCAGGAGCAUUGGUGUCAUGGUCAACUCAGCCAACAUGAAGGAACGUGAGGACAUGUUCCUGUACCUGAAGGCGUUGUUCAAUCUCAGGAAAGGCACUGUGGUAACCAUCUUCAUUGAGAGCGGCGGCAGCAAUAAGAUACAGGUCACCCGCAGUUUCCGCCAAAUCCUGCGAGUCAUCUUCCCAUUCCUCAAUGAACUGCGUGAUGCAGAGUACAAGCUCAAUAUCGUUCUGAAUCCCGGAUACGUACCCUCAGCAGUCAAGAACGGGUCGGGAACCGCCUUCUCUAUUGUUCCAACCCAGAAGUUCCGUUAUCUGUUCACCCCAGACAAUGCUAAGUUCACACCUGAGGGUUUUGAGGAGAAGCUGCAGGAGUACUUCUCUAUGUACAAAGGAGGCUGGUAUCAGAGAAUCGUGCCUGAUAAGCCAGAGCUGAGUGAGGAUAGUGAUAGUUGGUAG